UCACUCACACACACACACACACAAAGACACACAGACACACACAUAUUCAACACAUCUUUUUCCAAUAACCAGCUGCUGCCCUCUCCCCACCCUCUUUCCCCUUGCCUUUUCAUCUCCCUGCCUUCUCUCCUCCUCUCUCCCUGCCCAGCGUGGCUCUGGCACAUACACUAGGUGGCUUCUUUCUGGAUGCUUGAGCCAGACAACUCCCGAGGCACACAACGCACCACACCACACACAGCAUACACGCUGCCUGCCUGCCUGCCUGCCUGCUGCUUCCUUGGAACCAGGAGAGGCUGCUGGUACUUUGAACUCCUGCCCAUCAAAGCUGCAGGCAGCUGUUCUUGAGCAUUGGUUCCUGCUCUCUCUUUCUCUCUCUCUUUCUCUCGCUCCUUCUCACUCUCAAGUGCCAGCCGAAGAAGCCACUCUGGUGCAAGUUGAGAACCAGAGACCAGGAAGAAGCAGAAGAAUGAGUUCUUGUACCAAGGAAGACAGGACUUGUUGAAGGGAUCUGUCCUGUCCCCAGUAGGUUCCUGCCCUCCCUUCUUCCGAACCAUGGAGGGCAGCUGGACCGGCCGUGGGGUGGAGUCCCCCUUCUUCUUCCUGGAGCGAACCACAUUCCACGGACUCCGCCACGUCUUCUCGGCGCAGCGGUCGUGCCCCCACCGGGCCUUCUGGCUGGCAGCUUUCCUGGCCUCGCUGGGCUUGCUCUUCACCUGGUCCUCCAACCGCAUCCACUACCUGCUCUCCUGGCCCAUCCACACCAAGGUGCACAUCCGCUACGCCCGCAACCUCACCUUCCCGGCCGUCACCUUCUGCAACAACAACCUGCUUCUGGCACACCGCAUGAGCCGAGCUGACCUCCACUUGGGGGGCUACUGGCUGGGGCUCCUCCAGAAGAACCUCCAGCCGGUGCCUGCCAUCCGGGCCCUCCUGCAAGACCCCAGGUGGCUCUGGCUGGGGAGUCUGCUCAACUUCUCACACUACUUGCCCCCUUCACCGCCGCAGGACCAGUCCACCCGACAACUGCUGGACAGGCUGGGCCACCAGCUUGAGGAGAUGCUGCUCUCCUGCCGCUUUCAGGGCGAGCGCUGUGGCCCCCACAACUUCACCACUGUGUUCACACGCUACGGAAAAUGCUACACAUUCAACUCAGGUCAGUCUGACAAGCCGCCACUCAUCACCAUGAAAGGAGGAACAGGGAAUGGUUUGGAAAUGAUGCUGGACAUUCAGCAGGAUGAAUAUCUUCCUGUCUGGGGAGAGACAGACGAGACCUCGUUUGAAGCAGGGAUUAAAGUGCAGAUCCACAGCCAGGACGAACCGCCCUUCAUUGACCAGCUGGGAUUUGGCGUAGCGCCUGGUUUCCAGACGUUUGUGUCCUGCCAGGAGCAACGGCUUCUCUACCUUCCUCCACCCUGGGGUCAAUGCAAGUCAGUGACAAUGGAGUCAGAAUUCUACGAUACCUACAGCAUCACAGCUUGCCGCAUAGAUUGUGAGACUCGCUACUUGGUGGAGAACUGCAACUGUCGCAUGGUGCACAUGCCUGGUGAUGCUCCUUAUUGCACCCCUGAGCAGUACAAGGAAUGUGCGGAUCCUGCCCUUGACUUUUUGGUGGAGAGAGAUAGUGAGUUCUGUGUGUGUGAGAUGCCUUGCAAUGUCACUCGGUAUGGAAAGGAGCUGUCCAUGGUCAAAAUCCCCAGCAAGGCAUCCGCCAAAUACUUGGCCAAGAAGUACAACAAGAGCGAGCAGUAUAUUGGGGAGAACAUCCUUGUAUUGGACAUUUUCUUUGAAGCAUUGAACUAUGAGACCAUCGAGCAGAAGAAAGCUUAUGAAGUGGCUGGACUUCUGGGUGACAUUGGGGGACAGAUGGGACUCUUCAUUGGAGCUAGUAUAUUAACUGUACUUGAGCUAUUUGACUACGCUUAUGAGGUGAUUAAAUUUCGCCUCUGUCGCCGUGCCAAGUGCCAGAAGAAACACAAAGGAAACAACAGCGACAAGGGUGUAGCUCUAAGCCUGGAUGAUGUGAAGCGCCACAAUCCAUGCGAGAAUAUCCGAGGCCACCCAGCAGGCAUGACGUACACAGCCAACAUCCUACCUCACCACCCAGCCCGGGGAACCUUCGAGGACUUUACCUGCUAACUGACGACUGGAUGUACCACUAACACUACCAAAGGGAAGGGCCCAUGCUGAGCAGCCCUGGCCCAGCCCAGCCCAUGAACCUGCCAACUGACUUACCAGGGCCUCUAGCUCAGACUCCAGGGGGAGGCCACUCCCUCCUCAUCCACCCGCCCCAGGCCAAGGCAGUGAUACGCACACACACAUGGAGCAAGCGCUGGACCAGGAACGGGGAAUGGGGGAGGGGGAGGGUCUGUGCUGCCAGGCUGGUUCCAGUUUCCGCUCUUGUCCCAGUGAUGCUCCCUGGACUUUUAACUCAACAGAAGAGCUGCCAGGAGAACUUUCCACCAUGUCAGGUGGAGGCCAGAGUGCACCUGCUCCAGUCCUCAGACACAGAGAAGUCUUGACUGUUUCUUUGCUCCUCCUCCUGUCUCCAUCCGGCUCCUUUGCCCACAGCAAGCCUUGUGUGAGGGCAGCCAUCUUGUGCAAAGGCCUCGCUCUUUUAAUCUUAAUGCCAAGAAGAACCUUAAGGAGUACCAGCCAGGCUGUUCCCCAUGCUGUUCCAUUUGUAAAGGUCAAUUAGGUGCUGCAUCAGUUUCUUUCCCGGCUCCCAACCUUGUUGUAUUUUGGGGGCCACUUCCAAGGUUUUCCCUGUAGCAAGACUGUGACUGAACUGUGAAGGCCACUUAAAUAGGACAGGUCAUCAUCUCAUGGUUUCAUCCAGGUAACAGGUUCUCAUUUGGUCCCAUGGACUUUGCUCUGACUCCAAACCUUGUCUUGCUUCCCUCACCACACAUACCAUCCCCUACCCCCAACAAGAGCGAAACAAGUGGGUGAUGACGGAUGAGUUGUUCCAAAAUUUAAAGCACUUCCAUUGUCUGUGCAUGUUCUUAGCAGUUACAUGAAAAUACCUGAGUAUUAAGGUUAAGAGAAAAGUUUGCCAUUUUUUUUUCAGAAUCCUCAACUGGAUAUAACACUGGCUUAUUUCAAAACAGGAUUUACUUCAGGGUUCUGCAACUGCUGGAAAAAAGGAAAAAGAAACCUGCUGUGUUUCACCUUGAAUUUUGUCUUCAUCUCUCACAACAGCGUGGCAACAUUUAGUCCAAUCCUCCAGACAGAAUGCCCCGCCAUUCCUUUGGCAGUGCAGAAGUAUAGGGGUGACCCAUAUGUUUAUGUCUGCUGGCCUCUGUGCCAAAGGCUUGAAAGUACAGAGAAAGCGACAGGCAAGUCAAAAUGCUGAGAAUUGUGCUUCAGAGUAAUGCAGACAAUGCGUUCCCCUGGCAGGCACAGCCCAUGCCACCUUUCAGGGAUCAGUUUGCUGGAGAUGAUUAGGGAGGGGUGUGCGAUUAGCAAAGCAAAGAGGGCCUCUAGGGCAAAUGCAAUGGGAAUUAGUGUACAAUGUUUCACUUUUGUGCAUCAUCAACAAGAGACCAAAAUUAAAGAGCAGCUCAGGGAAGUGUCUGUCUCGGAUGUCUUCAUCAGAAAGGCCUGCUGAUUUCACAACUCAAAAAAAAAAUUCCGAAGUCCUGUUUUGCAGCAUCCACUUUCCAACCUGUCUGCAACACGGGGAGAUGACCAAAGUGGCUGUGGAGCUCCUAGUAACUCUGUUAAUAGUCAAGCAUGACUACUGGGGGGGGGCAGAGGGGCAGGGUGCUUCCUUUGGAAGGGAGCUUUCCUAAGCUGGGAGCUGAAAGUGUUGAAUGAAGCCAUGUAUUGGAGAGGGUGAACUUCCUUUCGUAAUACUUCUUUCUUGCUCUGCUAUCUUGCAUCUUAUUCCCUGGGCCCAAACAAAGCAAGACAGAGAAGAUGAUUGUUAUGACAAAUGGAGGAAGUGAACUCUCCCAGCAAAGAACAAAUUUCUGCUUUUAACUCUUACCCUUAGAUAAACAAUGUUUAAAGCCACUCCAAAAAAAGAGUACAGACAUAUUCUGUGGGGAGUCCAACCAUACAGCCUAAUGAAGGGCGUAAUGCCAUCACUGGUGAGAGUUUUGCGCAUGUUUCCCUCAAAAUUUUGCAUUCAGGUACAACUUGAUGAGGUUGGGGUCAGAGUUGUCUCCUUCCCACCCUACUGCUUUGGUCUGGCGGUGAUGUGUUCCCCUGCUCAAUAUUUGGUGGCUCCACUAGGGUUGGCUCAUAGGCUGAGCAGCCCAGGGCACUGGGACCACUCAGGUUAUAACAAACACUAGCAGGUUGAAGAGGAGGAAGCAUCAGCCGCCAGCAAGUGAGUCUCUAUUAUGUGGCUCAUUUUGCUGGUGUCGGUUAAUGUCCUGCCAAGUGGCAGGGAUAUGAGACUUUUGCUCCCUCCAUGCCUUAUGAACCUACACGUGUCAGGGGAGGAAGGAACUGUAGACCUUCUUAUUAGAUUAAUGUUAAGGGCUGAAGAAGAAACAGACCCCCCUACAAAAUCCCUACAGCCCCAGAGGAAUCACAGGUCUUGAUGGCACAUAAAGCCUAUGACUAAAACUGUCUCUUGGACUCUCCUUGCUUGAAGGUUUGAAGCCCGUUCGGGCAAGCGCCUUGCCAGGGCACCCCCACACUGGUUGUCUUUAUUUUUUUCAACGUUGAGAAGGCAUCGGCCUCCUUCCAGUUGAGGCCCUACAGCAUCUUGUGCCCACUGUUGUCUUUGCCCCCAUCCAGGCUCUUCACCCAUCAAUAUCCAUACGCCUACCUACGCUGCAUGUGCAGCACCUAAGGCCAAAGUUCUCCCUGUCUUUAAGAGCUUCCGCCGUACAAUCUCAUCAUCUUUAUUUUGAUCCUUAUCAGUCUAGGCUAGUUUGCUGUAAGCAGGGGAGUGGUUGGCAUUUGAUCUCCUGAGGGCAAGAAAGGCCUGUUUCCCCAAAGAGGCUGCAACUCGGCCGUGACACGUUUUCCUGUGGACAUUUGUGGACAGGCUUCUUUGCUCUGAGGAUUUUUUCUUUUAAAUGUACUUUUCAUUUUGUUUCGAUUUGGUGAGUUCUACUUGAAAGCUUUUGAAGAUAGGGCUCAGAUUUGACCUUUCCCCUGCAUCUGUUUGUCCAUUUUUACUACUUCAUGCUCAUUUUGUAUUUCUUAUAUAUAAAAUAUGAUAUAUAUUAUUAUAUAUAUGUACAUAUAUAUAUAUAGAUAUAUACAUACAUACAUCACUAUAUGCUCAAUACCAGUGUAUAUACCCAUCUAGUAGAAUUGAAAGCCUUGAUAUUGUGCCAUUAUUAUUAUUAUUAUUAUUUUUCCAGCUACCACUCUCUGAAUGCCUUCAAGUGUAUAAAGUGUUGAAUUCUCUCUGGUAUCUGUACUAUGUACACAUUUUCAUAGGAAGCACAAGAAGAUGACAAAUGCAUUGUAUAUCAAAACUUGCUCCUCUUAACAAUGAUAUAAAGGAUGAUC
This is a messenger RNA of Pogona vitticeps (central bearded dragon), 5475 nucleotides long. It is a transcript of the gene ASIC1, whose product is annotated as acid sensing ion channel subunit 1. Lineage: Eukaryota; Metazoa; Chordata; Lepidosauria; Squamata; Agamidae. Gene Ontology annotation, molecular function: ligand-gated sodium channel activity; pH-gated monoatomic ion channel activity. Gene Ontology annotation, cellular component: plasma membrane. The record is from RefSeq and is a predicted model, not a curated record. Gene Ontology annotation, biological process: sodium ion transmembrane transport.